Molecule: messenger RNA, 701 nt
Organism: Sphaerulina musiva SO2202
Lineage: Eukaryota; Fungi; Ascomycota; Dothideomycetes; Mycosphaerellales; Mycosphaerellaceae
Product: 60S ribosomal protein L21-A
Exons: 3
Coding region: 49-531 (160 amino acids)
Biological process (GO): translation
Cellular component (GO): cytosolic large ribosomal subunit; ribosome
Molecular function (GO): structural constituent of ribosome
Source: RefSeq, a predicted model, not a curated record
CAACGACAACACCACCACUUCCCUCUAACACCACCUACCACCGACAAGAUGGGUCACGCCGCAGGUCUCCGCGCUGGUACUCGCUAUGCCUUCUCUCGCGACUUCAAGAAGAAGGGUAUGAUUGCGCUCGGCACGUACCUUAAGACCUACCGAGUUGGAGAUAUCGUCGAUGUCGUGGCCAACGGAGCUGUUCAAAAGGGCAUGCCAUACAAAGUCUACCACGGUAAGACUGGUGUUGUCUACAAUGUCACCAAGUCCGCUGUCGGUGUCAUUCUGUACCGUCAGGUCGGCAACCGCUACAUCGAGAAGCGCAUCAACGUCCGCGUCGAGCACGUCAAGCACUCUCGAUCGCGUGACGAGUUCUUGGCCCGUGUCAAGACCAACGCCGCAAAGCAGAGGCACGCCAAGGAGACUGGCGAGCACGUCCACUUGAAGAGACAGCCAGCUCAGCCCCGUGAGGCUCGCACUGUUAGCGCCAAGGACAACAAGCCGGAGAACGUUACUCCAAUUGCCUACGAGACCACGAUCUAGAGGCUGUUGUUGUUCUUUUUGGGCGUGGCGCAUGUGAUGGGAUGGAAAAUGAUACUCCAGGCAAUGAAGAGCAGCGGCGGCAGAAGAUAUGCCUUCUGUUGGUUCUGCCAUUCUCCAUAGUGAGCAAAACGAAGCUACAUGCAUGAACACCACUUUAUACUUGAUUUCCU